Seminavis robusta is the source of this 815-nucleotide messenger RNA. The record is from the annotation of a GenBank genome assembly. Lineage: Eukaryota; Bacillariophyta; Bacillariophyceae; Naviculales; Naviculaceae.
CAAAGUGGCGAUGUUUUGUCCACGAAAGGCUCUCCCUGCAUCCACCGGUAUCCGCUGUCAGUGAGACUGGUAUCCCGCGGAAAUUUAUAAGGAAGCCUCGAAGCCUCUCUUCCCUUUGGUCUCGCUCACAUCACACACAAGUCUCCCACAAAUAAUCAUCGAUUCUCCAUCAGCUACUUCUACUAGCUAGCCAGCACACAAGCAACAAUAGAAUAGACUACCACAGACCACAAACAAACCUGACCAUGCCAUCCCGAGUUCGUUUUGGAUCCACCACGGCCGUGGGCGAAGGCGCCUGCGCCAGCGACGACGAUUUGUGGUUUCACAGUGGCACGCUGCAAGAACGAUUUUCGAGCGAGUUGGAGGCAGCCGAACGCCAGUUUGUUUUGACCAAGUCUAUUGAAACGGAUUGGAGAGGCUUGGAAUAUCACAUGAAAGUCAAUGCCAAACGGCCCAAGUUUGCCGCUCUGUACGUCCAAGCCGUGGUCCAAAAGAGUCUCGCACUGCGGAGUGCCGCAUACAGAGGCAAGCGCAUCAAUGUCGAAAAGAGUCUCCGCCAAUUUGCAUCCCAACACGCUCACGCCAAUUCCAUCAUGGCAGCGCAAGUGGCCAAACUCGAUCAGCAAGAAGCUUUGAAAGUGCACAAUGCUCACAAACAAAGCAAACCAUCCACCGCCACUAUUGCUUCCACUCCCGAAUCGCCCUGUACUCAUCGCAGACGUCCGUUGCCCACAAGAACCGUCUCGCGAGAAGGAACCCGAUUCGCAAUCAUUCCAGUGUAACACCACGCAAUGGAGAUUAUAACACCCUGUCUG